Messenger RNA from Ramularia collo-cygni, 1044 nucleotides. Its product is annotated as related to zinc-binding oxidoreductase. NCBI's taxonomy places the organism in Eukaryota, Fungi, Ascomycota, Dothideomycetes, Mycosphaerellales, Mycosphaerellaceae. Gene Ontology annotation, molecular function: zinc ion binding; oxidoreductase activity. The transcript has 3 exons. The record is from RefSeq and is a predicted model, not a curated record. The coding region runs from base 1 to 1044 and encodes 347 amino acids.
AUGAAGACUUUAACCUUCGAUGGAGUGGGAAAGUGGAAGGUAGUUGAAAAAGAAGUACCAACUAUUCAGGAGGGCACUGAUGCACUCGUUCGCAUGGUUCGAACAACAAUCUGCGGGUCAGACCUCCACAUCCUCAAGGGAGAUGUGCCGACGGUCGACAAAGGCAGAACUCUUGGCCAUGAAGGAAUUGGCGUUAUCGAACAAGUCGGCGCAGAGAUCAAAAACUUCRAGAUUGGCGAUAGGGUCGUCAUCCGCUGCAUCACCUGCUGUGGCACCUGUAGCUUCUGUAAGCGCAGCAUGGCAGACUGUUGCAGAAAAGCGGGCUGGAUUCUAGGCCACACUCAUGACGGUACUCAAGCCGAGUAUGUCCGCAUCAAAUAUGCCGAUACAUCCCUAUUCGCGGUUCCGCCAGGAGCAGAUGAGCGUGCUCUCCUGGUAUACAGCGACAUCCUCCCCACUGGUCUCGAAGUCGGCGUCUUGCGCGGCAAAGUCACCCCAGGCUGCACUGUGGCAAUUGUUGGAGCUGGUCCCGUUGGCCUCGCUGCUGGUCUGACGGCACAGCUGUACGCUCCUCGUAAAGUCGUAUUCUUCGACUUGGAUGACUUUCGUCUUGAAGUCGCCAAAAAGAUGGGUGCUACUCAUGUCUACAAUGUCACUGGCCAAACGGAUAUGAGAGCACUYGCUGGCGAACACUUUGGCGAGGGCGAUGGAUUCGACGUUGUGAUUGAGGCAGUGGGAAUCCCAGCCACAUUCAAUAUGUGUGAGGAUCUGGUGGGCGUCGGAGGACAUCUUGCUAAUGUUGGCGUGCAUGGCAAGUCUGUCAAUUYGCACAUCGAAAGAUUGUGGCCGAGGAGCGUCUCGAUCUCCAUGGCGCUCGUUUCUGCUCACACGAUUCCUACUUUGCUGGAUCUGAUGGCAGCUGGCAAACUGGAUGCUUCGGCAAUGAUAACUCACGACUUCAAGUUCUCGCAGAUUGAGGAGGCGUACGAUACCUUCAGCAGAGCCGCGGAGACAAAGUCCUUGAAAGUCAACAUCGAAUUUUGA